This is a messenger RNA of Arachis stenosperma, 5448 nucleotides long. Its product is annotated as pentatricopeptide repeat-containing protein At3g09040, mitochondrial-like. The transcript is spliced from 7 exons. The record is from RefSeq and is a predicted model, not a curated record. The coding region runs from base 509 to 3478 and encodes 989 amino acids. Gene Ontology annotation, biological process: RNA modification. Gene Ontology annotation, molecular function: protein binding; RNA binding. Lineage: Eukaryota; Viridiplantae; Streptophyta; Magnoliopsida; Fabales; Fabaceae.
UGUUCUCUCCCUCACUUCACCCCUUUGCGUGGUGCCCUAACCCAUAAUCAGAACCCAUCUCACCUCUCUCUUUUCUUCGCCACUCUCUCCCUCAAGCCCGUCGCCGCCUCCUCAAGCUCGCGUCGCCGCCUCAAGCUCGUCGCUGCCUCAAGCUCGUCGCCGCUCAAAGCUCUGUCGCCACCUCAAGCUCUGUCCCCUCCUCAAGCUCAUGUCGCCACCUCAAGCUCGUCACUGCCUCAAGCUUGCGUCGCCGCCUCAAGCUCGUCGCUGCCUCAAGCUCGCGUCGCCGCCUCAAGCUCGUCACCGCUCAAGCUCUGUCGCGCUCUGUCAUAGUUCGUAAGCUCGCCUUCCUGCUUCGGCCAUCAACGCUUCCUCGGCCCUGAGUCUGGGUUUAGGGUUUCAGCUUCGGCCCGGGUCUUCCAUGAAUGCUUGCUUCGUCUCUCUGCCUAUCACGCAAUACGCAUCUAUGCAAUAGAAGCAUUAACAAGGUGGUUUUGUUUGUUUGUCGAUGCGUCUUGCAGUUGCACCUCAAGUCCAAGGUUUCUUAUUCUUAAGACCUUAUUCACUCACCAUUCAGCACUGCCCUUCCCCUUCUCCUCCUUCCAUCUCACAAGUCUACGACGACCUUCUCCGCAUUUGCUUCCGCUUACAACAAACUAAAACUAAUCCCCAUCACCAUCACGACUACCAUGUGUUCGACAAUAUUCCCAACCACGGCGACGGGGAAAUGGCCAAAGUUGUUCAUGCACACGCCAUCAAACACGACAUUUCCUCUGAUGGCUUCCUCGCAAGUGCCACCAUCGAUCUCUAUGCCGCUGCCGGCAAUGUCCCUUUCGCUCAGAGGCUCUUCCACCAGCUCCAUCCCCGUCAGAGACAUUUAUCCGCUUAUAAUUCUAUCAUUUCCAUGUACUCAAGGCAGGGGUUAUUCCAAAAUGCACUCCGUUGUUUCGUUUCUAUGAUGCGUUUUGGCCAGUUGCCUGACCAAUUCACGCUCGCUAUAGCUCUCUCUGUUUGUUCAAAGCUCAGGAAUGUUGAAUUCGGCACGCUGCUUCACUCCUGCGUGAUCAAGGCAGGUUUUGAGUCCAAUCCGUUCUGCCAGGGUGCUCUUAUCGAUCUCUAUGCCAAAUGUGGCUUUCUCCGCCAUGCUAGCGCCAUAUUUGACGCCGCAGUCCACUUGGACACUGUUUCUUGGACGGCUUUGAUUUCUGGUUAUGUUCGAGCCGGGCUGCCGCAGGACGCCCUCCAGGUGUUUGACAAAAUGCAGAUAGCUGGCUGCUCUUCUGACCAGGUGGUUUUUGUGACUGUUCUCAAUGCUCUUGUGAAUUUGGGUAAGCUGGAUGAUGCCUGUAAAUUGUUCCGAGACAUGCACACUAGCAAUGUUGUGGCAUGGAAUGCGAUGAUCUCUGGUCAUGCUAAGAGGGGCCAUCAUAAGGAGGCCAUUGAGUUCUUUCUCGAAAUGAGGAAGUGUGGUAUAAAGUCCUCAAGGUCCACGCUGGCAAGUGUUCUUAGUGCGAUUGCCAGCUUAGCUGCGUUGGAUUAUGGGUUACUAGUCCAUGGAGAGGCUAUCAAACAAGGUUUGGGUUCUAGUAUAUAUGUGGGAAGUUCUUUGAUCAGUAUGUAUGGGAAGUGCGAAAUGUUAGAUGCUGCAAAGCAAGUAUUUGAUGUCAUGUCUGAGAAAAAUAUGGUCACUUGGAAUGCCAUGCUGGGAGUUUAUGCACAGAAUGGUUAUUUCAAUCUUGUAAUGGAGCUAUUCCUUGAUAUGACACGGCGUACCAUUGAACCGGACGAAUUUACCUUCACUAGCAUUUUGAGUUCAUGUGCUUGUUUUGAAAGCUUAGAAAUUGGUCGUCAGGUGCAUUCAGUUGUUAUCAAGAGAAGUUUUGCAAACAAUUUAUUUGUGAACAAUGCAUUGGUAGAUAUGUAUGCCAAGGCUGGGGCUUUGAAGGAAGCUAGGAAACAGUUUGAGCGCAUGAAAACCCGAGAUAACAUUUCUUGGAAUGCCAUUAUUGUUGGAUAUGUGCAGGAAGAAGAGGAAACUGAUGCUUUCAAAAUGUUCAAUAGAAUGAGGUUACAUGGCAUAGUACCUGACGAGGUAGCUUUGGCAAGCAUACUUAGCGCUUGUGGAAAUGUUAAGCUAUUAAAAGCAGGAUUGCAGUUCCAUUGCCUGGCAGUUAAGUUGGGAUUAGAAACAAACCUUUUUGUUGGAAGUUCUCUUAUUGACAUGUAUUCUAAAUGCUGGUCCAUUGAAGAUGCACGAAAAAUCUAUUCUAGCAUGCCUGAAUGGAGUGUGGUAUCCAUGAAUGCUCUGAUUUCAGGAUAUGCUCUGAAAAGUAUAAAAGAAGCUAUUAAUCUUUUUAGUGAGAUGCUAGCAUUGGGGCUCAAGCCAUCUGAAAUUACAUUUGCAAGCCUGAUAGAUGCUUGUAAGGGUUCUCAGGUAAAUCUAGGGUUGCAGAUCCACUGUGCUAUAGUUAAGAGGGGACUUUUAUGUGGUAGUGAGUUCUUAGGUACCUCUUUGUUGGGCAUGUAUAUGGACUCACAAAGGAUUGCAGAUGCCAAUUUACUUUUCUCAGAGUUUUCGAACCUUAAAAGCAUUGUUAUGUGGACUUCUUUAAUUUCUGGGUAUACUCAAAAUGAUUGCUGUUACGAGGCCAUAAAUUCAUACCGAGAAAUGCGGGACAACAGUAUCUUCCCUGACCAAGCAACAUUUGUUUCAGUUCUUCGAGCUUGUGCUCUCUUAUCGGCAUUGCAAGAUGGGAAAGAGAUACAUUCUCUAAUAUUCCAUACUGGUUUUGACUUGGAUGAGUUAACCAGCAGUGCACUCAUAGACAUGUAUGCUAAAUGUGGGGAUGUAAAAAGUGCUGUGCAAGUUUUUGAAGAAAUGGGUACUAAAAAGGAUGUGAUUUCUUGGAACUCAAUGAUAGUUGGAUUUGCAAAAAAUGGUCAUGCAGAAAGAGCUCUGAAGGUCUUCAAUGAGAUGGCUCACUCAUGUGUUACACCAGAUGAUGUCACAUUCCUCGGAGUGCUCACUGCUUGCAGCCAUGCAGGGUGGGUUUCCGAGGGCCGUCAAAUUUUUGAUCUCAUGGUGAACUGUUAUGGCAUUGAGCCCAGGGCUGAUCACUAUGCUUGCAUUGUGGAUCUUCUUGGUCGCUGGGGUAAUCUCAAAGAAGCUGAAGAGUUCAUCGACAAACUAAAUGUCAAACCGAAUGCUAUGAUUUGGGCCAAUUUAUUGGGAGCUUGCCGAAUUCAUGGUGAUGACAUAAGGGGAGAGCGAGCAGCUAAGAACCUUAUUAAGUUAGAACCUGACAAUUCUUCCCCAUAUGUAUUGCUUUCUAAUAUGUAUGCUGCAUCAGGACAUUGGAAUGAAGCUAGAUCUUUGAGGAGAACUAUGAUACAGAAAGAAAUCCAAAAGAUGCCUGGGUGUAGCUGGAUUGUUGUAGGACAAAAGACAAACUCAUUUGUUGCAGAGCACCGCCCGUGAAGUAAAGCGCUUAGAUUCAAUUAGUGGAUCCCCUGUUUAUGCACAAUUUGGAGAAGCACUUAAUGGUCUAUCAACAAUUUGUGCUUACAAGGCUUAUGACCGCAUGGCUGAUAUCAACGGAAAGUCGAUGGACAACAACAUACGAUUCACUCUGGUGAACAUGAGUGGAAAUCGAUGGCUUGCAAUUCGAUUAGAAACUCUGGGAGGUCUCAUGAUAUGGUUUACUGCAACCUUUGCGCUAAUGCAGAAUGGGAGGGCCGAGAACCAGCAGGAAUUUGCAUCCACCAUGGGUUUACUACUUAGUGAUGCUUUGAACAUUACCAGUUUGCUUACUGGUGUGCUCAGGCUUGCUGUUGAGCGUGUUGGCACUUAUAUAGAUUUGCCUUCAGAGGCACCAUCCAUCAUUGAGGAUAGUCGCCCCCCUCCAGGCUGGCCCUCAUCUGGAUCAAUCAGAUUUGAGGAUGUUGUACUUCGAUACAGGCCUGAACUUCCUCCUGUCCUUCAUGGCUUGAAUUUCAUAAUUUUUCCAAGCGAUAAGGUUUGCAUUGUAGGAAGGACAGGAGCUGGAAAAUCUAGCAUGCUUAAUGCUUUAUUUUGAAUUAUGGAAUUGAAAAGAGGAAGACUAUUAAUUGAUGAUUGUGAUAUUGCAAAGUUUGGGCCGGCUGAUUUGCGUAAAGUUCUUGGCAUUAUACCACAGUCCCCUGUUUUGUUUUCAGGAACUGUAAGGUUUAAUCUUGACCCUUUUAAUGAACACGAUGAUGCUGACCUCUGGGAGGCUCUGAAGAGGGCACAUUUGAAGGAUGUGAUACGGAGGAAUUCUUUGGGGCUGGAUGCUGAGGUCUGUGAGGCAGGCGAGAACUUCAGUGUUGGGCAGAGGCAACUGUUGAGUCUCUCUCGGGCAUUAUUGCGUAGAUUAAUGAUAUUGACGAAGCCACUGCAGCAGCAGAUGUUAGAAUAGAUGCCCUCAUACAGAAAACAAUUCGAGAGGAAUUUAAAUCGGGCACCAUGCUCAUCAUUGCUCAUUGUCUUAACACCAUCAUAGACUGUGAUCGGAUUCUUUUGCUUGAUGGUGGUAAGGUUCUUGAAUAUGAUACCCCUGAAGAACUGCUAUCAAAUGAAGGCAGUUCGUUCUCUAAGAUGGUGCAAAGUACAGGAGCCACAAAUGCCCAAUAUCUACGCAGCUUAACACUCGGGAGUAAGUCAGAUAGGGAAGAGAGUAAGCAUAAUGAUGGCCAGAAAAAAUGGCUUGCUUCGUCUCGCUGGGCUGCUGCAGCUCAAUUUGCCCUUGCCGUCAGUCUCACCUCAUCACAGAAUGACCUAAAAAGAUUGGAAGUGGAAGAAGAGAAUAGCAUACUCAAGAAAACAAGGGAUGCUGUGAUAACUUUGCAGGGGGUUUUGGAAAGGAAGCAUGAUAGAGAAGUCGAGGAAUCUUUAGACCGAUACCAAAUAUCCUCAGACAGUUGGUGGUCAUCACUCUACAAGAUGAUUGAAGGUCUUGCAAUGAUGAGCAGACUGGCCGGGAGCAGGCUUCAUCAAUCAGACUUUGAUUUUGAUGAUAGAUCAAUUAACUUUGAUCAAGUUGAUAUGUAGCCAAAGCUGCACUGUUAUAUAUUACCUCUGCUUCAAAAUAAUUGUUCAUUUGGACAAACAAUUAUUGUGAAUUGCAGGGAAUAUAACAUGUGCCACAGUCCCACCAACUGACUCACAUACCCAAGGUUGUGCUAACUCUAUUUUUGGCAAUGUAGCUCCAUCACUCAGCCAUGAGACAUGAGUUCGAAAAUGCAAUAAGUUUCAUUUUGAUCUUAAUCCAGCAAUUAACCCAAUUUCCCUUAUCAUUUGUAAUAUAAUUUUUAUUGCCCAAAACAUAUUAGGGGAAAAAAAAUCUUUUAGGUCUUGAAUACUUGUGUUUGGAUUUUGGAAAAAGAUUCUCUAAAUCUAAGUGAGAAAAUAAAAUGUUAAUUAUUCUUAAA